Molecule: messenger RNA, 4688 nt
Organism: Sciurus carolinensis (gray squirrel)
Lineage: Eukaryota; Metazoa; Chordata; Mammalia; Rodentia; Sciuridae
Gene: Prelid2
Product: PRELI domain containing 2
Exons: 8
Coding region: 76-645 (189 amino acids)
Biological process (GO): phospholipid transport
Cellular component (GO): mitochondrial intermembrane space
Molecular function (GO): phosphatidic acid transfer activity
Source: RefSeq, a predicted model, not a curated record
GCCUGGGCGUGGGCGCCUGGGCCCCGGCAGCGCUCCCGCGGCUCUGCGCUCGCGGAGGCGUGGUCCGUGGCGGUGAUGGGGGUCACGGUGGACGUGCACCAGGUGUACAAGUACCCCUUCGAGCAGGUGGUCGCCAGCUUCCUCCGAAAGUAUCCAAACCCCAUGGACAAAAAUGUCAUCUCUGUAAAAAUCGUGGAGGAAAAAAUAGAUGAAUCAACAGGAAUUAUCUAUAGAAAGAGGAUUGCAAUCUGCCAGAAUGUGAUUCCAGAAAUUUUAAGAAAGUCCUUAAGCACUUUGGUGAUUCUUUGUUGGAAAAAGGUGAGCAUUUUAAAGGUCCCUAGUAUCCAGUUAGAAGAGGAAUCGUGGCUCAAUCCUCAGGGAAGAAACAUGGCUAUACGGAGUCACUGCCUUACGUGGACACAGUAUGCAUCCAUGAAGGAAGAGUCUGUCUUUCGGGAAAGCGUGGAAAAUCCAAAUUGGACAGAAUUCAUUCAAAGAGGCAGGAUUUCAAUCACAGGGGCUGGAUUUCUCAACUGUAUUUUGGAAACUUUUGCUGGCACAUUCUUAAGGCAAGGAGCACAGAAGGGAAUUAGAAUCAUGGAGAUGCUGCUAAAAGAACAGUGUGGUGCCCCCUUAGCUGAAUAAAGAAUCAUCAGGGAGCUGUGUCCAAGUGUGCUUUUUUCCAACAAUGACUUCUUGGCCACAACACAUCACAGGCACAGUUCCUGGAAUACAGGUUUGAGGAUAUGGUAUUGGCAGCAUAAAGAAGAGGAGACCUCCCUGCCAGGACAUAAAACGAUACCCUCCCCUUGGAGCCUGCUUCAAACAGUAGGACUCAUGGCGAUGAGACCAUCUAGCCGGGUUUUUAUGACACAGUCUUUUUACGAUUUUAUAAAUAAAGAAAAAGAUCCAUGUGAGAUGAUGUCCACUCUGCCUCAGGAUGUCCAGCCAGUUUUUUGUGAUAGUGCCUGGGCCUGGGUGGUGGUGCUUGUACCCAUAUUUUAAGGGCAUGAUUGUUCAUGGAAUUCAUGGGAGAAUUUUGGAACAUAUAAACUUGUGGACUCUAUCAACUGUUUCUAGGGGGCCUGGAAACAGACAGGCAUGUGCCAGACCUGUGUUGAAGCUCAGCCAUAUGUAUGCCAAUGUUUAAGAUUCUUGGAUUUCUGUCCACAAGUGAUGUGUAAGCACUGUUGGUACAGCUCUCAUAAUGUAUCAUGAACUAACUGUGCUGUGGUCCUCUGGAAGAACAUGGAAUGGAGUGUGGAAGGCAGAUUCUAGCUGUGGCUCCUAGUAACUCACCCAGGGAUCUGGAGCAAACCAUUCACCUCUGUUUUUUUCCUGGGACGGCGGGGAUAAUCAGGCACAGGUCUUUCACCUCUGGGUUGUGAUGACUGACAAGAAGAUAGUUUAGUUUGAAGAACACAAGUUUGGGAGUCAGAUAGAUAGACGUGGGUUUGAAAAAAACCCAUCUAUGAGUUCUUUGAUCAUGUCCAUUAUUUUAAAUCUUCCUGAAGCUCAUUUUUUUUUAAUUUGUAAAAUGAGAUGAUGGAAUGAAUUCUGUGAGGUUGUUGGACUGCUUUGAGAUCAUGUAUAUAAAAUGCCCACCAUACUGCUAGAUGCCUAGAAACUCAAAAAAUAGAAGCCAUUAUUCUGUAAAACCAUUUGAACGUAUACGUUUCAACUGUGAUGUAAGGGGAGUAUUAUUGUUUGAAAAUUAGAUGACAGUAGUUUGCUUUUCCCAUGAUGAGAAGCCAAAAUAUGAAUGCAUGCUACCUAACAGAAAGCUUGAAGAGAGGCAAUAAUUUGGAAUUCAUCUUCUUAAGAUAAAAAUUGGGCCAUUACUGGAAAUUCUUGGGGAGAUUGUUCUUUUUUUAAUAUUUGAAAAUUUUCCACUUAGUGCAGUGAUGAAUUUCUAAGUAAUUGUACUUUCUCAUACAAGCCUGCCACUGCAAGCCUCCUCUCAUGUUCUGAGCUGUUUGUGCUGCCUGAGUCUUGUCCCUUGGGAUAAUUUCCCUUCAUUUCCUCUGUAUUUUAUUCUUCAGUUGUGUUGGAGGGAAAAUGAAUGGUAGAAACCAGAACACAUUUUGACCUUCUCUUCCAGUUUAUAAAUGGCAUUUAGUAGGCUUUUGGAAUAAUAGCCUUUUUCCAAAAGUAAGAGGUGAUAUAAAUUAUUGUGAAGGUGAGAAGCAAGAAACUUUUAUUUGGAGAAUGUGUUGGAAUAAACUUAACCCUUCCUACUGACUGACUUGCCUCCUCUGCCAGCCAGAGUUCUCAACCUUGACUAUCCAUUAGAGUCACCUGGGGAACUUAAUGCCAUCCUGAUGGCCUGGGCUACAUCUAGAGUAAGAAAUCAGUAUCGAGAUGGAACCCAGGCAUUAGUGUUUUUAAAAGUUCCCCAUGGGAUUCCAAUGGGCAUCUAAGGAUGAGAACUCUAUAAUAAAUUAGAGGUAAUUUGCAGACAUUUAUCUGAUUUCUUUCAUAAUAUCUCAGAGGUAGCAAAGGAUCUCUGUAGCAGGAACUUUUACUAGAAGCAGAGUGGAGCACAGAGAGGCUGAACUGGUGCCUUGGUUCCCUGCAGCAAUGGCCAACAUGAACAGCACCCUGGCAGCUGGUCUGAUGAGUGAAACAGGCUGUAGCUGUCCUAGAGGUCCUGGGAGUGCACGUCUGGUUGAAGCCAAGCAGCUGCUGUCCAGCACCAGCACAGUGUAGCAGUGUGGCUGGUUUUUCUAUUUUAUUUUCAAUUUUCCAGGAAAAGACAAAAAUUCUUUUUCAAAAGAAAUCUCUUAAUUUCAUGUGUUGCAAAAAAAGACAGAAUUGCUUAAAGCCUUCUUCUAGCCAAACAUGUUUGCAGCCAGUACUUUUCAGCCUGUGUUUUUUGGAUGUUAAGCACUGGCCUGCACAUCCCAGCCAAUUUUUAAUAGAUUUGCAUGUUUGUAUUCUGGACAUAAAAUGCAUCCUGCCUUUCCUCCAAGAUUGCUUUUGGAUGCAUUUUCCUCCUCAUUCCUGAGUAAUCCUCUGGACCCGCAUCAGACACUUUUCCUCACUCAGUAUUUUUCCCCUACAGGCAUAUUGUACUUCAAACUUCAUAUACACAGUUUCAAAAUCUUACGGAGUUUUCAGAAUUAAUUAAGUCUUGUUAGAUUUUUAAACUUAUAUGCAUAUUAAGAAGCCUACAUUUAAAUUUGUCAUUUGAUGCAUAGUGUAAAAAAUGUCAAAGCUGGGAGUGUGCAACUUUGAUGGACACACUAGAACCAGGGUGGGAAGGGUGAAUUCACAGACCUGGUCAUUUUCCUCCUGACUGGGCCAAUGAGUUUGCCCUUCAAGGAGAGGAUGUACCAGACACCCCUGGAGAGUUUUGCUGACAUUCAAGUCCUCUGGUCCUUCCCUAGAGAUCCUGAUUCAUGCACUUUCAAUUGGGAUUUAGGAACUGCAUUUUGAAACAAGUUCUUCAGGUUAUUUGGUUGUGCUGUUCCACAGACCACAUUGUGAGAAACACUCAUUUGAGAAAGGUAUUUUUGACCUCAAUGUCUUCUAUCAUUUAAGGAGGUUUCAGAGUCAUUUUGGCCCCCUGAUCAAUGUAGUUGAUCACUCAAAAUCCAAUAUGUAGUUCCUAUGCAGAGAGAGGCUGAUUCAAGUUAUCCCUAUAGUGAUUGAGGUGCUUUUCCCAGGAAGGGUAUUAGGAUUUAAAUUAUAUUUAGAUGAAAAAGGUGCUGUAUUGUUUUUAUAUAUAAAUUACUUUGUGUAUCUCUUUUCUUUAUUGUGGUGCUAGGGAUGGAACCCAGGGCCCUGUGUGUGCUAAGCACAUGAUCUACCACUGAGCUGCAUCCCCAGCUCUACUCUGUGUAUUUUAUAAGCAGUGCAUAUGUACUAACAAUCCCAUUUAUCAGUUUUUGUAGGGUACACAGUAUAGACAACUUGAGGUUAUUCUUUUAAGUUAUACUUUUUUUUUUUUUUGCUUUAUUUCGACCAUUUGCAUGGAAUUAUUUCUUAAUUUAGCAUACAUUUCCCUGCUCUGAAAAACAGAAGUAUCAAAGAUAAUGAAAUCUUUUCAGGGUCGUCAUUUGUGUUUUUAAUUAUGACAUUUCUGUCUCGGUUUGUUAGACCCCCUACACCGAAUAGCCCCAGAAACGUUUGCUCUUUGAGUUCCAUGGCGGCUUUAGAGUUUUUCUUUUCUCUCACUAUUAACUGUCAUUUCUCUCUGCUGUUUUGGUGCCUGCCUCUGGAAGCUUGUGCUAGUUUUCUGCAGGGCUGGGAAAUUGUGUAAUUGCAUCCUCUACCUCAUGACAUGAACAAGGCUGAAUGAGGCUUUUUGAGCCUUAAAAUGGGUGAACUUGGCUACCUUGACUUGUGACAUUAUUUGUGACUUGGCGCCCUCCUUCCAACUUAUUUUCUGAUCUUCAACUGCAGUUGUCAGAUCUGUGACCUCAAGAUAAGCCAGAUGUUGAUAGAAAUCAUUUCUUUUGAUGUAUGAACCAUUGCCUUUCUCAAUGGUGUUAAUGUUUUAUAUAUACCGUCCUAUAAUGUGAAAUGUAGUGGAUUAAAAUUCAAACAAAAAUUUCUCAGGCCAGGUUUUUAUAUAGGAUAAAGUUUUAAAUUCAGUAUUACUAUGACUUGGAGUUAUAAAUUAGUUGUAUGCCUAUGAAAUUCCAUCCUGCAGUCUUUCUGAAAUAAAGGUGUUACAAUCAGUA